UCUCAGGUCCAGUUUGGUCGGGUCCCUUAUAAUAGAGAGAACUCUCUCUCUCUCUCUUUCUCUCUCUCUCUCUUUCUGUCUUGCUAGUGAGCUUCAAAGCUGAACCCAAGCCACACUCUCUCUUUCUCAAUCGAGAUAGUGAUAGUUUACUUCUUUUCCUUUCCUUUCUUUGUUUCCGUCUUUAGUUCUCUCUCUUUCUCUCUGCGCUCUUUCAUGGCGAUCUCGAAGAACGUGUUGCUUUAUUUCGGGGCUUAUUUUUUGCGAAAUUACGGGAUUACCUAUUUUUGAAGUAGUAAAGAAGAUCUCUUUGGAUUUGGGUUUGAUCUGAUUUCAAAUUUGUUUGCUUUGUUAGGGUUUUACGUGUUUAGGGUUUUGAAGCUUCAAGUGCACUGUCUAAUUGUUAGUUUUAUUUUUCUUUUUUUUUUCCCUAUUUUUUCUAUUGAGUGCUUGUAAUUAAUAGAGUGUGAAUUUAGGAGAGAGAAGUGUGAAGAGAUGAGAGAAUGCAAGGGUUUUUUGUUGGAUUGGAAGAUGAUUACUAUUAUUACUAUGGUAGCUGUGAGUGAGGGUUUUAUAUAGCUAAUAUUUUAUUAAUUAAGACAAUUUAUAAAUAAUAUAUAUAUAUAGAAAAACAAAAGGAGAUAGAAAAAAAAGAGUGGAAGAUGAAGCUUUCAACGUCAGGGUUGGGUCAGCAGGGUCAUGAAGGCGAGAAGAAAUGUUUAAAUUCGGAGCUAUGGCAUGCCUGCGCUGGACCACUCGUGUCCCUACCAACCAUGGGUAGCCGAGUGGUCUACUUCCCUCAGGGACAUAGCGAGCAGGUAGCUGCCACUACUAACAAAGAAGUUGAUGGGCACAUACCCAAUUACCCAAGCUUGCCGCCCCAGUUGAUAUGCCAACUCCACAAUGUCACUAUGCAUGCAGAUGUUGAAACAGAUGAAGUGUAUGCCCAGAUGACUUUACAGCCCUUGACUCCGCAAGAGCAGAAGGAUACAUUUCUUCCCAUGGAAUUGGGAAUGCCAAGCAAGCAGCCCACUAAUUAUUUUUGCAAGACAUUGACUGCCAGUGAUACUAGUACGCAUGGAGGUUUUUCUGUUCCCCGUCGUGCUGCAGAGAAAGUUUUUCCUCCCCUGGAUUUCUCGCAGCAGCCACCAGCGCAGGAACUUAUUGCAAGAGAUCUGCAUGAUGUUGAAUGGAAAUUUAGGCAUAUUUUUCGAGGACAGCCCAAACGGCAUCUGCUCACUACUGGGUGGAGUGUAUUUGUUAGUGCCAAAAGACUUGUGGCUGGAGAUUCUGUUCUUUUUAUCUGGAAUGAGAAAAAUCAGCUUCUUUUGGGAAUUCGUCGGGCUACUCGACCACAAACUGUGAUGCCAUCAUCCGUAUUAUCUAGUGAUAGUAUGCAUAUCGGACUUCUUGCUGCUGCAGCUCAUGCAGCAGCAACCAACAGCUGUUUUACAGUUUUCUAUAAUCCAAGGGCUAGUCCAUCUGAGUUUGUUAUACCCCUUUCCAAAUAUGUCAAAGCAGUAUUCCACACACGUGUUUCGGUUGGGAUGCGCUUCCGCAUGCUCUUUGAGACUGAAGAAUCAAGUGUCCGUAGGUAUAUGGGUACGAUAACUGGCAUAAGUGAUCUGGAUCCUGUUCGGUGGCCAAAUUCUCAUUGGCGUUCUGUCAAGGUUGGCUGGGAUGAGUCAACAGCCAGUGAGAGGCAACCAAGGGUAUCAUUAUGGGAGAUUGAGCCUUUAACAACUUUCCCCAUGUAUCCAUCACUGUUUCCCCUCAGACUCAGACGACCUUGGCAUCCUGGGCCCUCAUCUCUGCAUGAUAACAGAGAUGAAGCUGGCAAUGGCUUAAUGUGGCUAAGGGGUGGAACAAGUGAGCAGGGUCUUCACUCUCUGAAUUUUCAAGCUGUUAAUAUGCUUCCAUGGACGCAGCCGAGACUGGAUCCUGCAUUGCUGGGGAAUGAUCAGAACCAGUGGUACCAGGCUAUGUUGGCUACUGGUUUACAGAAUCUGGGAAGUGGAGAUCCCCUGAGACAGCAAUUUAUGCAGUUUCAGCAGCCUUUUCAAUAUCUUCAACAGUCAAGCAACCAUUAUCCACUGUUGCAGCUACAGCAGCAACAUCAAGCAAUUCAACAAUCAGCCUCUCAUAAUAUGCUUCAGGCACAAAAUCAGAUUUCAACUGAAAGCUUGCCCCGGCAUUUGCUGCAGCAACAACUCAACAAUCAGCCGGAUGAUCAAGCACAGCAACAACAUAAUUACCAUGAUGCACUUCAGAUUCAAGGUGAACAACUCAAGAGACAGCAGUCAAAUGUGCCUUCUCCAUCUUUUUUGAAAACAGAUUUCAUGGACUCGAGCAACAAGUUCACAGCAUCUACUACCCCUAUACAGAACAUGCUUGGUUCUCUGUGUGCUGAAGGGAGCGGUAAUCUUUUGGACUUCACCAGAACUGGUCAUUCUACACUAACUACACUAACUGAGCAGUUGCCCCAACAGUCUUGGGUCUCGAAAUAUGCUCCUUCACAGGUCAAUGCCUUUACCAACUCAGUUUCACUUACACGGCCAUAUCCUGAGAAAGAUCAUGCUAUGGAGUCUGAAAAUUGCAACAUGGAUGCUCAGAAUGCUACUAAUUUUGGUGUGAAUAUCGAUUCAUCUGGACUCCUACUACCUACCACACUGCCCAGAUAUGCCACUUCUGCUGUUGAUACUGAUGUUUCGUCAAUGCCAUUAGGGGAUUCUGGGUUUCAGAGUUCUAUAUAUGGUGGUGUGCAAGACUCUUCUGAAUUAUUGCCAAGUGCAGGGCAAGUCGACCCGCCAACCCCAAGUCGAACAUUUGUCAAGGUCUAUAAGUCAGGGUCGGUUGGGCGGUCACUGGACAUCUCCCGGUUCAGCAGCUACCAUGAGCUGCGAGAGGAACUGGCACAGAUGUUUGGCAUCGAGGGAAAGUUAGAAAACCCUCAUAGAUCAGGCUGGCAGCUUGUAUUUGUCGACAGGGAGAACGAUGUGCUUCUCCUUGGAGAUGACCCAUGGGAGGCGUUUGUGAAUAAUGUUUGGUAUAUCAAGAUACUUUCUCCAGGGGAUGUACAAAAGAUGGGGGAGCAGGGGGUGGAGUCCUUCGGCCCAAAUGUAGGUUGAAGGAUUGAGUAACGAUGGGGCUAGAGACCUUGUCUGCAGCUCUGCAGAAUGCGGCCGAUUGAGAGCUGUAUGCUGUAUGACAUCCUUCCACGUAUUGACAUGAAAUUCUCGCUCUCUAGGGCCGAGAUAAGAUUUAUUAGUUUUCCACUCUAGUGUGUGUACUACGUUUUUGUUCCUAUGCAUCAUCUCUUGAAAAUUUAUUAUAUACCACCUGUUUUCCUAGACUAACUAGUUCUGAUGAAUUUGACUUUGGUUGUGGUGGAUAAAAUACGUGUAAAUUCACCACAGGCACUUAAAAAAAAUUUAGAAUUUCAGAAAGUUCUAGCAUAUCGGAAUUCGUGUGAGCAGUCUAUAGCAUCUUUGCUGUUAUGAAAAAAAAUAAAAAAAAAAUCAAUUUUCGUUGGCUACA
Molecule: messenger RNA, 3534 nt
Organism: Hevea brasiliensis (rubber tree)
Lineage: Eukaryota; Viridiplantae; Streptophyta; Magnoliopsida; Malpighiales; Euphorbiaceae
Product: auxin response factor 8
Exons: 14
Coding region: 660-3125 (821 amino acids)
Biological process (GO): response to hormone; regulation of DNA-templated transcription
Cellular component (GO): nucleus
Molecular function (GO): protein binding; DNA binding
Source: RefSeq, a predicted model, not a curated record